UGCAGAAGUUGUUGACAGUUGCGUGAAUGGAGCCGAGUGAAUCGCCUGCUUCCAGUGACGGGGACUCCUGGUUCUGGGUCCUCCUGAUUUUAGAGGUCAUUGUUGUGAUCUCACUCUGCUUAUGGUGUUACUGUGAGAAAGGUGUCCGUUUACGGGACAUCCCCGGACGUCUGUUUGACCGAUUUUUCAAAUCUUAUGGUACGGUCCCGCGGACUCUGUACUGCCAAGUGCAGAGUUACGGUCAGGGCAAUGUCCACCACGAAAUUGUGAAAAGGCUGAACAUUAUUGAAGGACAAGGUUUUCCGCUUGUUCUCUUUGUCUACAAAGCGACCCGUGAAACUGAGGAUCUCCGCAACGCCCUGCAAUGGAUUGAAGGCAAAGGAGAGAAAAGAGAAGACAUCUAUGCUGCGAUCCUGUUGGAAAAGUGUUUGGAUAAACAGAAGAAGCCAGUGGAAGUUGCUCACCAGGGAGUGUUUGACGCUAACACUGUGGCUGUGCGAAUUCUCUACCAACAACAGCGGAAUGCACCUGAUAAGAUUCUGGAUUGUCCCAGUAACAGGGAGGCGAUGGAAAAAGUCAGAUGGAGCAUCACUGAUUUUCAAAAGGAAGAAAGGUUGCAAACAGGUUCUACAAGAGAAGGCUGGUGAUCACCUGAACCACUCAGUGUAUGUGGAAUUUGCUGCCUGCACUCAGCAUCAAAUGCACUGCUGCUCCCUAUUUCUGCCCUGACCUGUGCUGGACAUAUCAUUGAAGGCAAUGGGUCUCGUUUCAAGAAAAUCUGACUCCAGAAACAGACUACAUCUAUGGACGUUCACCCAGAACAGCAGCAAUUCUUCACAGCUAUUGUGCUGAAAGUUUCUUAUGCUCCCUGCUUAGACCUUUUUCUUGUACUCUAAUCUUUAUUAGUCAAAGAAAAAUCCUGUAAUCUGUACUCCACUUUGUCACUGAGUUUAUAACCUGAUAAACCCACCUUCAGUGAAGCCAGAGUCAGCUAUCACAAGUGCUAUUCAGCAGAAUGUUCAACACCAUGACCCAUUACUUCUGCCUCUACUGUCUCUCCACCCAUGCUGCCUAUCCCAGCACUAUGUGCCCUUACCUGCUGCAAUUUUUCUGUGUCCUCCUUGCACUUUUUCCUCCAGUGACCACGUGCCUUUUCAGCCCUCAAGGUAUUUGGGACAGGUUGGGAUAGAUGUGAUUGAUAGUACUGGAAUAUGAACAGUCCCAAGAAGGGGAGUUGAUACUGAAGUUGCUGGUACUGGUACUGGAGUUGAUUGCUUAGCGAUUCUUUGUUACUUUUGAAAGUUUUCCCAGUCUUCCAGCUUGUCACUACUCUUGACAAAUUUAUACAUAUGAGCUUUUAAUUUGAUGCAUUCCUUUAUUUCCUUAGUUACUCAUGGUAGGCUCUCCCAACCCUACUGUCCUUGCUUUUAACUGGAAUAUACUUUUUUUGAGAACUGUGUAAACUCUCUGAAAGUCUUCCACUGUUCCUCAACCAGCCUACCUUCUAACCUGUGUUCCCAAUCUACCCUAUCCAACUCCUCCCCCAUCCAUUGUAGGCUCCCAUAUUUAGGCAAAAUACACUGGUUUUGGAUCGAACUAUUGCACCCUCCAUUUGUAAGAGAAACUCAAUCAUACCAUGAAAACUCUUUCCAUGAGGAUCCCUAAUUAGAUUGCUAAUUUUACCUGUCUCAUUGCACAGGACCAGAUCCAAGGUAAUACAUUCCCUUGUGGGUUCAGUAACAUGUUGUUCAAGAAAGCCAUCAGGGAUCCAUUCUAUGAAGUCAUCCUCAAGACUGCCUCAACCAAUUUGAUUCACCCGAUCUAUGUGCAAGUUAGUCCCCCAUGAUAACUGCUAUUCCAUCGUUACAUGCCUCAGAUAUUUCUCUCUUUAUUACCUGUGCCACUGUAAUAUUAUUAUUCCAUUGCCAAUAUACAGCUCCCACAAGCAUUUUUUCCCUUUAUUAUUCCUAACCUCUACCCAGAUGGAUUCAGCAUUCUGCUCCUUACAUCUUAUAUCACCUCUUGCUAUUCCCCUGAUCUCAUCCUUAACUACCCCACCUCCCUUAACUUCCUGCCUAUCCUUCCAUAUUACCUGAUAUCCUUGGAUAUUUAAUUCAUAAUCCUCUCUAACCUUCAACCACAUCUCUAAUGGCCAAUAAAUCAUUACCCUUCGUACUGAUUUGUGCCACAAAGUCCACUGACCAUAUUAUGAAUACUAUGGGCAUUCAGAUAAAGUGCACUUACACUAAUUGUGCCUUCACAAUCUAGUAAUAAUUGUCUCUUAUGCACUUCACUGUUCUACAGUCCACCCUUACUUUUCUCUUUUUUUUAACUUUUGCUUUUUCUUUAUCUUUAUCCACCUUCUCCUCCACUGAUCCCCUGAUGAGGACUACACGGACCUCUGCUUUCCUCCUCCUGCAGUCAAUUAUCAUCUCCUUGCUCUUGCUGACAUUGAGUGAGCUGUUGUGGCAUCACUCAGCUAGAUUUUCAAUCUCCCUCCUAUAUGCUGAUUUGUCAUCACCUUUGAGUUGGCUAAUGAAACUGGUGCUGUCAGGAAACUUAUAUAUGGCAUUGGAGCUGCACUUAUCUUCACAGUUGAAAGUUUAAAGCGAGUAGAGCAAGAGGUUGAGCACACAGCCUUGUAUUGCACCUUUUCUGACGAAUGUUGUGGUGGAGGAGAUGCCAAUUCCAAUCUGACUGGUACCUGCAAAUGAAAAAUUUAAGAGCCUAACUGCAUAAGGAGGUAUAUAGGUCAACGUCUUGAAGCUUCUUGAAGCUUAUUUUGAGAUCAGAAAGUUGUGCCAUUAACACUUUUAGGCUGUGUACAUUGGAGUUUAGAAGAAAGUGGGUUCAUCUUAAACGUCUAAGACUCUGGUUUGACAAGGGAGCUUUUGGAAUGUUCUCAUCACUGUCUGGGACAAGAGACAUAAAUGGAGAUAAUAGGCAGGUGGUUUAAAUCGGAUGUGUCAGAAUUUGUCAUGGAAUGCCAAAUUUUGCUUGGAGUCUCCCAUCCCUUUGAAGCUCUUCCCUUCCUCAGGGAGAAAAUAAUUGUGACUGUGUGUGAUCUUAGAGUCAGAUUUAUUGUAGAAGAAGGAACAAGCAUUGACGUAACACUUUCUUUAUCCUUGCCAUAUUCUGCCCUUUUCUACCACUAAAGGUCACUAGAGUUGUUAUCAUUAUGAUGGGAAAUACAUGGUGGUGCAUAGCAGCCUCCCACAAGCAGCAGUGAGGCAAUGAACUGGGGAUCCCACUGACAACAUUAUCCAGUACAUGGAUCUUGUGAACAGGAAUCCAUGGAUCAAAGGAAGUAAAAGUGAAUACAGUGAGGCCCCUACUAUAAAGUGCUGAAUUGGUGCUGAAGAUCAGAUCAUCGACCUUAAGGGAAAUUAUCCUGCAGCUCAGGUAGAAAUCGGCAGGUAUGACUGUGGGCAUCACUCAUCAGUAAAAGCGCUGAUCACACCAAAACAGAGCGAAAAGCUGCAGCCCACUCUCAGCUCAGAAAGUGAGGAUUGACAAUGUUAUUGGUAUUGAUUGCGGUGACAGUGUAUGAGACAAUGCACUAUAAUAGUGAGAAUGAUUGGGGAAACAGCCUGCCUCCCUCAGGAUCUGUUCAGGAGGAAGAGGAACCUCCAGCACCCACUGCCCCUAUGUGACCUGCACUCACAGUGAAAGUUCAGGAGACACCAGAGCUAGAGGGACCGGAUGUGUAAUGGUAUUUGACCCCUUUUGACAUGGCUGAAUUGAGUGCUAUAGCUGCAAAUAUAUCAAACUGUGGGCUGGGAGAUGUGGAAAAAUAUUCAUAAUUUUGAAGUUUUUUAGGUAGUUGAUCUUAUAAUGUGAUGAAAUGGAACUUGUAGAAUCCCAGAAUGCUUUGCUGUAAGCUAAAUUUUUAUGUAAGAGGAGGCAUGUAAUGUCUUGGUUAUUGUUCAUUGUGGAAAUAAAGGGAAGUUGAUGUACUGUG
Molecule: messenger RNA, 3961 nt
Organism: Hypanus sabinus (Atlantic stingray)
Lineage: Eukaryota; Metazoa; Chordata; Chondrichthyes; Myliobatiformes; Dasyatidae
Exons: 5
Coding region: 27-647 (206 amino acids)
Source: RefSeq, a predicted model, not a curated record